Messenger RNA from Zea mays, 1699 nucleotides. RefSeq lists its product as uncharacterized. Lineage: Eukaryota; Viridiplantae; Streptophyta; Magnoliopsida; Poales; Poaceae. Gene Ontology annotation, biological process: zinc ion transmembrane transport. Bases 121 to 1347 code for a protein of 408 amino acids. The record is from RefSeq and is a predicted model, not a curated record. The transcript is spliced from 5 exons. Gene Ontology annotation, molecular function: zinc ion transmembrane transporter activity. Gene Ontology annotation, cellular component: plasma membrane.
CACGCCUCUUCUCGCGCGUAUAAAAACGAUUGAUGGAGGCCGCUGGUUAUUGUAAGAAUCCAUCGAUUGCUCGAGAGAGGGAUAUCUGUUUCCGCAUCGGCAGCGUUCUCUGCAGCGGCGAUGCCGCUCCUCGAGGAGAUGAUGGAAUCGUCGUACAUCCGCACGUACCUGCAGCAGAUGGCAGCGUCGGUCUCCACGGCGAGCUGCGACCCGUCUAGCGGCGCCGAUGAGGUGGAGUGCCGCGACGAGGCGGCGGCGCUGAGGCUUAAGAUGGUGUUCGUCGUGGCCAUACUCGUCGCAGGCGCGACCGGCGUCGCGAUCCCGCUCGUCGGCCGCCGCUGCCACGGGCAUGGAGCCUCCUCCUCCUCCUCCACCGGUGGGGCGUUCGUGCUCGUAAAGGCGUUCGCGGCCGGGGUGAUCCUGGCCACGGGCUUCGUCCACAUGCUGCACGACGCGGACGAGGCGCUCACGGACCCUUGUCUCCCCGCCGCGCCGUGGCGCCGCUUCCCGUUCCCAGGGUUCGUCGCCAUGCUCGCGGCGCUCGGGACGCUCGUCUUCGACUUCGUCGGCACGCAUAUGUACGAGCGCAAGAAGCACCACGCCGAUGCGGAGGAAGCCGCCGUCGUCGUUGGCAAUGCCAGUGCCAGUGCCAAUGCGAGCGGCCACGACGUGAUCGUUGCGCUGCUACAGGACGGCGCGCUCGUGGCGAGCACUGGCAGCAGCAUUGGGAGAGACGGGGGAGGCCACAAGGACCCCAUGCACAUCGUGGGGAUGCACGCGCAUGCCGCAGCACAUAGGCAUAGCCACGCCCACGGGCACGGCCCAUGUGAUGACUGUCACGAUGGGCAUGAUGAGGAGCCGUCCCAAGCUCGUCAUGUGGUCGUCUCCCAGAUUCUUGAGCUUGGGAUUGUAUCGCACUCAGUGAUCAUCGGGCUAUCUUUGGGCGUCUCACAGAAUCCUUGCACCAUCAAACCUCUAGGUGCUGCUCUCUCCUUCCACCAGUUUUUUGAGGGCUUUGCAUUGGGCGGCUGCAUUUCCGAGGCUCAGUUCAAGAGUUUCUCUGCACUCCUUAUGGCUUUCUUCUUCGCUAUCACAACACCUGCUGGGAUUACCGUGGGGUCUGGUAUCGCGUCGUUCUACAAUCCCAACAGCCCUAGGGCACUUGUGGUAGAGGGAAUUCUGGAUUCCAUUUCGGCUGGUAUUCUGAUCUACAUGGCCUUGGUGGACCUCAUCGCAGCUGAUUUUCUCAGCAAGAGGAUGAGCUGUAACUUGAGGCUUCAAGUCGGCUCAUACAUUGCCUUGUUCCUUGGUGCCAUGGCCAUGGCAUCUCUAGCCAUCUGGGCUUAGCAAGUAGAAUGGAAGUAAGGCAAAGAUUUGAGAGUGCUGCCUAAUUGCCUUUGAUAGCAGGAGGUUCUCUCCAGCAGCUAGUUGGUUGCAAUUCUUGAUGAGAAUGGGAGGCAUUUUUUAUUUUCUUAUAUUCUUCUGUUUGUCUAUUGGUUCUCUUCAUGUUGGUGGUGGACAGUAAGAUUUAGUUCUUGUGCCCUGUUUGGUAGAGCUGUUGUUGUUGGAAAAGUAACUUAUCUAAGAAGCUAGUGAAAAAAACUUUUGUUUAUCGCAUGCUUUUAGUUUAUUCUGAGAAGAAGCUGAAUUGAUAAAUUGCUGCAGAAGCCUACUAUUUGAUAUAGCUUCUGCUUAAAUA